AUGGAGAAUUCUUUUGACUACAUUAUCUGCGGGGGUGGCACCUCAGGAUGCGUGGUGGCCGGUCGCCUGGCUGAGAAUCCGCACAUAAGAAUUCUUCUUAUCGAAGCUGGACAGCAUAAUAAAGAUCUCGAAAAUGUCCAUAUGGUUGGCGGCUGGAGUAAUCUGCUCGACUCUACGACAGACUGGAACAUUGUCACUCCGCCCAUGCCCAACGUCAAUAAUCGGCAAGUCAAGCUCAGCAGAGGCAAAUUCCUUGGAGGUUGCAGUGGCUGCAAUGGGACACUUUGCAUACGCGGCAGCAAGCAAGAUUACGAUGAUUGGGGUCUGGAUGGGUGGAGUGGCAAGGAAUUUUUCAAGUACAUGCAGAAGGCCGAAACGUUCCAUACUAAACCCUGGUUUAAGGCGUCCGAUCAGCAUCAUGGAAACUCGGGUCCUCUUCACGUCGAACCACAUGAUCUCGCGCCCAUUUCCGAACGCAUAAUGGACUCUUUCGUUUCGCAGGGCCUUCCAUUGGAUCCUGACAUGUUCACAACUGGUGAGACACCUCAUGGGUGUGGUCAUGUACCACGGUCAGUAUACAAUGGUAUCCGCACUACUAGCGGAGACUUUGUCACGAAUGGCUAUCAUCGCAACAAUGUUACGUUCAUGACAGACACCACUGUGGACAAGAUACUCUUCAAGAAGACCCCAAGUGGGCCCAAAGCGGACGGUGUCUCGGUGGUAACAGCAAAUGGGCGACGGACACUACAUGCCAAGAGGGAAAUAAUUAUCAGCAGUGGAUCUUAUUGUAGCCCUACAAUUCUAAUGAGGUCUGGGCUAGGUCCGAAGGAAGAAUUGCAGAGACACAACAUUGAAUGUUUGGUCAACCUCCCGGGCGUCGGGAAGAAUCUCAUGGAUCAUUUGAUCGUUUUCAUGUUCUACGAGACAGUAAAGCCUGGUCUGACGACCGACCACCACGUCUACCACGGCGACAGUUUUGACAAAACCUAUGCGCUUUGGAAGGAGAAGAAAGAGGGGUUUCUGUCAACCUUCCCUUUUGGCUCCUUUGCUUUCGCGCGCCUAGAUGAUCGUCUUAAGAAUGAGCCCCUGUGGAAGAAUGCGCCACGACAGCCAGGCCGGGAUCCCAUGGGUUUGACACCCAAUCAGCCGAAUAUUGAGCUCUUCACUACGGAAUGUUACGGUGGUCCUAAACAGUACGAUCAAUUUCCUAUUGAUCACAAGUACGCAUUCUCAAUCAUCGCCGAAUUGUUCUCGCCUAGGUCUCGCGGUAGUGUGACGCUGAAAUCUAAGGAUCCCUUGGAGAAACCUGUAGUGGACUGCAACUACCUCGCAGACCCACUGGAUCUGCUUGUGAUAACCGAAGCAUGUAGAUUCGCAAAUGAGAUCAUUACCAAGGGCGCUGGGACGAAGGACAUCGUGAAAGGCUCUUGGCCUCCUAAUCUGACCCACCACACUUACACGAAGAGAGAACAGUGGAUACCUUAUGUAAAGGAACAUGCGACAACUUGCUACCACGCUGGGGGUACCUGCGCCAUGGGCCCAGAUGGCGAUACCAACGCUGUUCUCGAUAACAAGUUGCGUGUUCGUGGCGUGACCGGACUCCGUGUGGCAGAUUGUAGUGUCAUGCCAACUCUCAACGGAGGACAUACUCAGAUGCCUGCUUAUGGAAUUGGCGAGAAAUGUGCGGACCUCGUCAAAGAAACGUGGGCAUCUCAAGCCCUUAAUGUUGCGAAGCUCUGA
Messenger RNA from Aspergillus piperis CBS 112811, 1740 nucleotides. RefSeq names its product GMC family oxidoreductase. The transcript is spliced from 6 exons. The record is from RefSeq and is a predicted model, not a curated record. Gene Ontology annotation, molecular function: flavin adenine dinucleotide binding; oxidoreductase activity, acting on CH-OH group of donors. NCBI's taxonomy places the organism in Eukaryota, Fungi, Ascomycota, Eurotiomycetes, Eurotiales, Aspergillaceae. Bases 1 to 1740 code for a protein of 579 amino acids.